Condylostylus longicornis is the source of this 4298-nucleotide messenger RNA. RefSeq names its product protein charlatan (gene chn). Gene Ontology annotation, cellular component: nucleus. The transcript is spliced from 7 exons. Gene Ontology annotation, molecular function: RNA polymerase II cis-regulatory region sequence-specific DNA binding; DNA-binding transcription activator activity, RNA polymerase II-specific. The record is from RefSeq and is a predicted model, not a curated record. The coding region runs from base 240 to 3944 and encodes 1234 amino acids. Gene Ontology annotation, biological process: regulation of transcription by RNA polymerase II. NCBI's taxonomy places the organism in Eukaryota, Metazoa, Arthropoda, Insecta, Diptera, Dolichopodidae.
UGUAAUAAAAUGAGUUUGAAUAAAAAUAAUUCAUAUCGGAUUUCUGAAAUCUUGGAUUAUAUAUUUAAUAAAAUUUAAUUAAAAUAUUAAAAUGAAUAAAUGUAUGUAAAUAUUAUAAAUUUAUUACUCACCAGGUUCCUUCAAAUAAAAGUUUAAUUACCUAUAACUUAAAAAACUAAGUACAACAAAAUGCAAUUAAUGAAUUUCAUAAAAUUGCAAAUUUAUUUUAAUGCAAAAUUAUGGCAACAUUAAUACCAACAAAUCAGCCUUCAAAUGUAGAGGCUGUCUACGAAGACAUGUUCAAGGAAAUAACACGCAAAUUAUACGGUGAAGAAACUGGAAAUGGUUUGCACACGUUAGGCACACCUGUCGCACAUGUUGCAACAACUGGGCCUACAGCGCCAGAGGGCGAAAGAUCUUUCACGACUCUGAUAUCAGAUCGUAACUUAAACACUAUUGAUUAUGAACAACAGCAACAACAACAAUCACAACAGCAGCAAACCCAAAUUACUCAACAUAAUAAUGGACUAAUAGAAACGGCUUCAACGACAAACCCGCCUAACUUCAAAAGUGAAGAUCAUUUAACAACCGCUUUUGGAUUGGCUGCCUUAAUGCAGAAUGGAUUUCAUCCAGCAAGUAAUCUAAUACCAAAAGUUAUAAAUACUACAGGUGCUAAUUCAACAAACUCAACAAUUCAAUCGACAGUAUCAGUCAAUAAUGGUAACAAUAACAGUGACAGCUCAACAACGGAAGUCGGAAAUAAUAAUGAUCAACAGCCUCAGCAACAUCAAAGUUGGAAUAAUCCCAAUGAUCACUUGCUUCAACAAUGGCAAACUGAUACCAAGCCUGUUACUUUUCACACUCCAAUAGUUUCACCAAAAAAUCCCAAAUUAAACAAAAAUAAAAAUUCAAUCCAAGAUAUUCAAUUUCAAGCAGGAACCUCAUCGCAACCUAACACUCAAGUGAUUCCUCUACCAAAAAAAAACAAAAAUAACAUACAAAACACCGUAUCAAAUCAACAAUCUCAGCAACCACCAGUCCAAAAACGAUAUAGUUGCACUCAUUGUCCAUAUUCAACAGAUCGGCGUGAUUUAUAUACCAGACAUGAAAAUAUUCAUAAAGAUGAGAAACCUUUCCAAUGUUAUGCUUGCCUUAAGCAAUUUAACCGCGCCGAUCAUGUUAAAAAGCAUUUCCUACGUAUGCACCGUGAGUUAACCUACGAUAUAAGCAAAACGAGGCGAAACGUUAAUAAUAAUGCAUCAAAUAACAAUACAGCUGUUGAUAAUAACAAUUGUACAAAUAAUACAAAUAUAAAUACAUCUCCAUCACCAUUGGUUGAUCAAAAGCCUAUAAAUUUAUUUAAUUCAGAAUUAAGAAAUGUAACAAACAAUAGUUCUUUAACUGAACACUUCCUAAAUACUCAAAGAGUUCUACAUCAAGCCUCAAGCUCAAGUAUAGCACAGACAAUAGAAAGCGUUGCUACAGCAACUGAAUCACAGAUCCAAAUCCAGGUAAAACAAGAAAAAAUUUCCAAUGAUGAAAAAUCGCCCAGUAAAAUAAAACCCCAAAGAGAAAAACGAUUUACAUGCUGCUACUGUCCUUGGUCUGGUGCUGAUAAGUGGGGUCUAAAAAGACAUCUAAAUACUCAUACAAAGCCGUUUGUUUGCAUGUUAUGUGAUUACAAAGCUGCGAGAUCAGAACGUCUAGCAACACAUGUUCUUAAAGUGCAUAACAAAAAAGCAUGUAAUAAGUGCUCAUUUUUAGCUGAUACACAAGAAGAAUUUCAAACACAUUUGAAUGAAGUUCAUCCGCAUGAUAAUCGACCAUCUAGAAGUAGUAGUAAUAACUCUAAUGUUCUACGAGCAAUAAGUUCGAAUACCAACAACAAUAACAAUCAAAUUAACAAUUUUAAUAACACUAACAGUUCUUUCGGAAAUGUUCAAAAUAACGGAAUUUAUAGUAGUAACAUCAAUAAUAGUAACGAGUUAAAUGGUAUGAAUAACAUACAAAGUUUAAUCACGAAUCCAACAACAAUGGCAGGAUGGCGCAUAGGUCCAAACGGCUCACUAAUACCACCUUCCCACUUAACUGAACCAAAUGGUUUAAAUAGCAAUCCAAGCCAAAAACGCGGAGCGGAGAGACUCUUUUCAUAUCUAGAAGCUGAUGGUAGUGAUCCAGAAGACUAUGCUCGCCAACUCAAAAUGGAAGCAAUUAGUCGAAAUACAACCUCAGUCGCUCAGGAUUUUCAUAAUGCGGGAGGCGUUGUUAAUCGUAAUUAUAAAAAGUACAUCCAAAAAAAUAAUGUUUGUCAUAAAUUAGAAGAGAAUAAUACCAACAGCAUAAGCAUGGAUAACAAUGUUAAUUCUCAAGAAACCACAUUUAAUUUGCAGCAUCAAAUGAAUCUUAACAAUUUGAAUGAACAACCAAAUAUAACAAGCAAUAACAAUUGCUUUAUAAAUAAAAUUAAAAACUCAAAUGAACAUGAUUUCAAAAUUGAUAGCUUUGAUUCGGUAAUAAUGGCAAAAAAAUUCAACGAAUUAUCCAGUGAACAAAAGAAGGCGAUGCUUGAUCAGUUAAAUAAAUCGCCUCCCGCAUUUUUAUUAAGUAAUUGCACGAAUUUGACUAAUUAUAAAGAACAAAGCAGUACGGUAUUGAAUUUAAGCAAAACAAAUAACAGCAGUGUAACUAUUAAUACAAGCCCCGUUAAAACUCAACCACAUCGCCUUGAAAUAAAUCAAAACAAUAAAGAAAACACAAACUCAAUAUUUGCUAAUAUGGAGUACCAAAAUUUGAACAAAUUAAAUAUACAAUUCCAAAACUAUAUCAAAAAUAUCAUAAAUAAAUAUUAUGCUGAAACACCGCUUUUAUAUUCAGCGUCGUCAUUAUCACCAACACCUUCAUCAUCAUCAUUAUCAACAGUAGCAGCGUCCACUUCAGUAAGCAGUUUAGGAAAAAGUCCCAACAAAAAUUUAACGAAUUCUUUAAAUGAGAAUAUUCAAUCAGGUAAUAAAACCGAAACAGAAAAUUACAUUGAAUAUUUAAAAAACAAAGAAGAUAUUACAUUAAUAGUUCAACCAAAGAAAGCAAAAUUCGCAACGAAAAUUAUAAAUAAUGAACCCGAAAAACCAAGCAUUGAAAUAUUAUUAGCACCAAAAAAGAAAAUUAAUGAGCUAUAUGUUAAUUCAAAUAUUUGUAAUAAUAUUAUCACGUCUGAUAAAUUAUCGGAAGAAGUUACAAAUUUAGAAUUCAACCAAGACAAGAAACAAACCUCGCUUAGCAUUACACAAAAUAAGACAGCUUCGAAAUUACAAAAUAUAUAUCAAAAUAUUAAGAAAUUACCAAAAGUUGAAAUUGUUUCAAACAAAACAAAUAAAUUAUCAUGUCGAAAUAGCGAAAUAAAAUCUCCUGUAAAAUUUCGACAAAAUAGUAAAAAAGCAUGUAAUUCCAUCAGAAAACGAAAACAGGCUCAACCAAAAAAGUUUUUAUACACUAAAGACAAUGGAACAGUUGAGUCUGAACACAAGUUUCCCAUCACUUUUACUGCAAUUGGACAACCAUUAGAAUUAUUUAAAAAGAAUAUUCAAAAACUUAAUAAUAUUGGGGUCAAAAAGUGGAAGGUUUCAAAAAUUUAUGAUCCAAAACAAGUUAUAAAUAGAAUGUCAAAAUUACGUGAUAGACACAUGCGAAAAUUAGUGGACGAAAAACGCAUUUGUGUUUUAUGUAACGGAAAUCAAAUAGCUAAACCAAAAUAUCAGCAAAAUUUCUCGUCAAACUUUCAAAAUGAAAUAAUUUUCCCCUACCAUACAAAGCGAUCACUUCGCCUUCAUAGAAUGUGGAAACAUACAAACUGGAUGCUUGGAACACCUAACAUCAAAUGCAGCAAAUGUAAAAAAUGUUUUAUAAAAAAAUAUAGCUUACGGAUACAUAACAUGUUAACGCACUAAAAACUUAAAAAAAACAUGUGCCCUUGUUUACAAUACAAACAAAAUCAUACAAUAAAAACCCAUUUAAUGUUAAAAACCAAAAAUGAGACAUUAGUUUAAGGCAAAAGAAAGAAGAGUUAAGGAAAAACAAAAGCUUUUUGUAGAUCUCAAAUAUUCUAUAAGAUUCACAGUAUAUCAGAUAUAAAUUCUUCUUAUACUUCUUAUUUAGAUUUUACAUUGCCUAUUUUGUAUAUUUAAUAUUAUACAUGUAUGUAUGUACAUAUAUGUAUCAUUCAUAAUUGCCUAAAAAUUGGUUUAAAAAUUUUCGUUUAUUUAAGUGCCUACUUUCAAGUUACUUGAUAUUAUUUCACUGUC